CCAGUUUCUUCCUCGUGUGAGUGUAGGAGGAAGUAGGUCUGAAUAUAUGACUAUUACAUCUAAGCAUUGCUGCACACUUCAGUGACUGUAACUGGCUGGAUGUCCACAAUGGCAGCCACCAGUCUGACCACUGCUUUGACUUUCACCUUGAUGUUAAACACAACAAAUGUGACAUCAUCACCCUGUGUCCGGACAGAGGUGCCAGCCCAUCCUUUCUUCAUUUUUGCCUACUGCCUAGUGUGUAUGGUUAGUUUGGCACUGAACGCCAUCACCAUGCGAGUGUACUUCUGCUCUUCUCAACGGCUCCAGUCCAGCGUCACUGUCUACCUGAAGAACCUGGCUGCAGCUGACUUCUUCCUCUGCCUCUGUUUGCCUUUACGCAUAGCCAACUAUGCCAGCAAGUCUCUAACUAUGAGGCGUAUUUACUGCAAUUUUGGUGCUACAGCUUUCUACUUCAACAUGUAUGCCAGCAUUCUCUUCAUGGAUUACAUUGCUGCAAACAGGUAUCUGAAGAUCGUCCGUCCAGUGGAGACUCAUGCUCUGCAGACAGCCCGUGCUGCACGCUACAUCUCCAUUGCGACAUGGGCUUCCUUAUCAGGAAUGGCAUCUGUUUAUCUUAUCGUCUUCCUCUGUACAUCUUGGACUGUUGACCCAAAUCCAAAUGUCAUUGGCUGUGAGGCCUUACACAGCUAUAAGGUCAACAUGCUUUAUAAGAUCAUUCAUAGCAUUUCUGCAAUCAUCUUUGUGAUCGUUUUGGUGUCCUUGGUCCUGUUGUACUGGGGAACCGUGCGUAGGCUCCAACAAACCCAAAAAGUCCAGGCCAAGCCUUCCAACCGUAAGCUCAACAAGUCAAAGCGCAAUAUGUUAGUGCUAGUGGUGGUCUUCUGUGUGUGCUUUGUGCCUUAUCACUUAGUGAGGCUGCCUUAUGCUUUCCUGAAGCCCCUGCUAAAGCACUGCGCUACAGCUCAGGCAUUUUAUAUUGUGAAGGAACUUACAGUUCUGAUUUCAGUGCUCAAUGCUUGCCUGGACCCGCUGAUAUAUUUUAUCUUCUGCAAGGCCUUCAGAGCCCAACUUGGCAUCAGAAACCGUCAAACUACAUCUAGCUGGAAGCUGAGUCAAGUUCCAGGAGAUAUGAGAAGACAAAGCAACUCAGAUUCAAGGGUCUCUACACUGAGACGUCAAAGUAUCAUUUAAACAAACUGUAUCUGCAUGGACUGGUGACGUAUUGAUUCAUAUGUUAAAAAUUGGAUGGUAUUCAGCAAUAGUCACAAAGAUAUUCUACCAAAGCAUUAUUUACAAUUUCAAUUUCAUAAAUCAUACUUUCAGAAAGGGGCGGCACGGUGACGCAGUGGGUAGCGCUGUCGCCUAACAGCAAGAAGGGCCUGGGUUCAAUUGCCGGCUGGGUGGCCAGGGUAGUUUCUGUGUAGAGUUUGCAUGUUCUCCCCGUGUCUGCGUGGGUUUCCUC
Molecule: messenger RNA, 1465 nt
Organism: Colossoma macropomum (tambaqui)
Lineage: Eukaryota; Metazoa; Chordata; Actinopteri; Characiformes; Serrasalmidae
Product: P2Y purinoceptor 14-like
Exons: 3
Coding region: 100-1194 (364 amino acids)
Biological process (GO): G protein-coupled receptor signaling pathway
Cellular component (GO): membrane
Molecular function (GO): G protein-coupled purinergic nucleotide receptor activity
Source: RefSeq, a predicted model, not a curated record